GACAAUCAUUAACUAAUUUUUUAUUGACGAUUAAUCUUCUUGUUUGAAGCUAAGAUACAAUCAUUCAAACUUCACUCAUCCUUAAUUUUGCCUGCUGCAAUAAUAUGUCAGAAACUAUACACCAUGUCUCUGAUUUUGCUCAAUAUGCCGGUUUUCUUGUUAGUUAUACGGUAAUGGCAUUUGACGGAAACGUACCGAAGUUGGUUCGCAAAGCCGAAAGGAAAAAGAACAAACUCAUUUCAAAUCGAGAUCGUGUGCAACUAAAAGUACAUGAAACUGAUCGUAAAACUGAAAAGGUGAGCGAUGAUGUGUAUGUGUGGCUAAAAGAAGCAAACAUACUCAUACAAGAGAUGGAAGAUAUGAAAACAGAAACAGAAGUACCAUUACCAUCAUGGAAUGAAUUUAAAAUAUUACUGGAAAGAAUAAAGGCACUAAAUGCAAAAUGUAAAUUUGACCCAUUUUCAACUCCAAAUUUAGGUUUAGAUCGCUUCUCAGACGAAAAUAUUGUGUGUUUCAAGUCUACAGAGAAGGCUUCAGAUGAACUUUUAGAGGCAUUGCAAGAUGAUAAUUGUUAUAAAAUUGGAUUGCAUGGUAGGCAAGACUCGGGUAAAACAUCGUUGGUGAAUGCAAUAGGUAAGAAAGUCAAGCAUUUAAAUGUUUUUGAUGUGGUUAUAUUUGUCAAUGUGACCCAAAAUCCAAAUAUCAGGAUAAUUCAAGAUGAAAUUGCUGACUCGUUGAAUAUUAUAUUCAAUAAUAUUAUCACUGAUGCCGGGAGAGCAAUAAUAAUCUCCACCGCAAUAAAAAAUAUGGAUCGUCCAAUACUUGUGAUCUUUGAUGAUGUUCGGGCAAAAUUGGAUAUAGAAGGUGUAGGCAUUCCUUGUGAUAGUAAUCGAUGCAAGGUCAUUUUGACCACAUGUUGUCAAGAAGAAGAAUGUGACUUUGUAGACUGUCAAAAAGAGAUUCAACUUGAUCCCUUAUCUAUAUUGGAAGCUUGUACUUUGUUUGUAAAACAUUCAGAUAUUCAUGAGGAGGAGAAAUCCACUUCAUCAAAAUUAUUGAAUGUAGCACAUGAAGUUGUUCAUGAAUGUGAUGGGUUACCUGGAAAAAUUAUAAAGGUGGCAUCUUCCUUAAAAAAUAAACCAUUUGAGGAAUGGAAAGCAUCACUAGAUAAAUUGAGACAUUCAAUAGCCGAAUGGCAUAUUUUCCUCAGUUUUAGAGGCGAAGAUACUCGAGACUCUUUUACAGGUUUUCUCUAUUAUACUCUACAUAAGGAGGGGUUCAAGGUCUUCAUGGAUGAUGUGGGAUUGGAGCGUGGAGACAAAAUUUCAUCAUCUCUAAUCAAUGCAAUCCAGGCAUCAAGGAUUUCGAUUGUUGUUUUGUCUGAAAACUAUGCAUAUUCCACUUGGUGUCUAGAUGAACUUGUUAACAUACUUGAGUGUAAGAACAAGAUGAAAAGCCGAAUAAUUUGGCCAAUUUUUUACAAAGUAAAAGCAUCUGAUGUAAGGCAUCAAAAAAACAGUUACGAAAAAGCCAUGGCUAUUCAUGAAAAAAUGUUUGGAAAUGACUCUGAGAAGGUAAAGAAAUGGAGGUCAGCUUUAACUGAAGUUUCCAGCUUGAGUGGAUUAACCUACAAAACUGGGUAUGAAUAUAAAAUAAUCCAAACAAUUGUGGAAAUGGCCAAUGAUAAUAAAAAUCGGUCGUAUAUGGAAAGCAUAUAAAUAUGGACUAGAAAAGGAAAGCUUCAAAAUUUCUUCAACAAAGA
Trifolium pratense (red clover) is the source of this 1762-nucleotide messenger RNA. Its product is annotated as probable disease resistance protein At4g27220. Bases 105 to 1718 code for a protein of 537 amino acids. Gene Ontology annotation, molecular function: ADP binding. The transcript is spliced from 3 exons. Gene Ontology annotation, biological process: signal transduction. NCBI's taxonomy places the organism in Eukaryota, Viridiplantae, Streptophyta, Magnoliopsida, Fabales, Fabaceae. The record is from RefSeq and is a predicted model, not a curated record.